AUGAUGGAGGACAAUGAAGUUGAUAGGCUCAGCAAGUUGCCUGAUGACGUUUUGCUCAACAUUGUGGAGCGACUUGAUAUCGCUGAUGCUGCACGAACCACCAUCCUCUCGACACGUUGGAAACAGAUCCCUGCGAUACUCUCAAAGGUUGUUAUCGUGGCUGGAUCUUUUGAGCCCAAGCACGAAAGGAGGAAGAUAACCUCAGAUGAUAUAGUUCGGGCCAACACCACCGUGCUGGAAGCUGCUAGGUGCAUACUGGGAAGGAGGGCUGGGAGUCUAUCCACCAUUCACCUGUUGUGCAUGCAAUUCUACUUGGGAGAUGAGUCUGUUUUCAUUGGCCAGACUGUUGCCAACACCAUAGCAACACAAAAGGUCGCUUCAGCCGAGUUUACAAUCAUGACGAAGGUGCGCAGAAAUUGUUCUGUUGAUGAACUGCUCACUUAUGGGAGGCAGUUCAUGUCAUUCUUUGGUUCGUGUCCAAACACAUUUGGUGGUCUUGCACGCCUCACGCUAGAGAAUUUGAGGUUGGGUGAAUCAGACUUCCCCAAAAUUUUCAGUAUUUGCAAUCAACUGGAGUUCCUCCGUCUCCAACAGUGUGAUGCGGGGAAUAUGUCUUUGCUGGAAGUGGAACACGAACAGCUCCGUGAAUUACUGAUUUUUUGUAGCAGUAUUAAGAGGGUUGAUCUGAAGUGUGUACCAAAGCUCACAAUACUGAAAUUUAAUGCUUUUAUGUCUCCAGAAGACCCCUUCUGUCUGGGCUAUGUCCCACUGCUUCAGACUGUGACCAUCAUUCAUACUGGUCUUUCGCGGCACAAGAUGCUCAAGUUAAGCGAGUUGCUGGGUAAGACGGCCAUAAGCUUCCUCCAUUUGAACUUCAAAUGUGAAAAGAUUUGGGUGAAACCAGAAGGUCGAAAGCAAUUGCUACCGGUGUUCCACAAACUAAGGCUUGUGAAUUUGAUCAACAUUUCUGAAGAAUGUGAUCUGACUUGGACGAUGUUCAUACUCCAAGGUGCACCCGCCCUUAAGGAACUAUGCAUCAUGGUGAGGGAUCAUUUAUGUGAAAUGACAACCGGGGAGGUGAGGAAGAGGUUUACAUUUAGCGAGAAGAAGGACGAAGGACUAGAGUGGGGACCAUCCUCCCCUGAUUUCAAGCACCACAAUCUGGCUGAGGUCAGGAUCUAUGGGUUUCAGGCAGAAGACAAAUUCAUGAGGUAUGCCAGAAAUGUCGUGGAGGCAGCGGUGAACCUGGAGGCCAUGAACCUAUAUAGAAAUCCAGGGUGUGAUAAGUGCAAGCACACGCUUCCAGGCCAGUGGACAUGGACGGAGAUGUUGUUGAUCAGAGACAAAAUCAACAAUGGGAUGUCGUCACGUGCCAGGAUUCACUUCCCGAGCUGA
Molecule: messenger RNA, 1395 nt
Organism: Triticum turgidum subsp. durum (durum wheat)
Lineage: Eukaryota; Viridiplantae; Streptophyta; Magnoliopsida; Poales; Poaceae
Source: the annotation of a GenBank genome assembly